ACCGCGGAAGAUAUUAGCUCGUGGAGCGAGAAUGAAGAAGACGGGGAAGAGGAGGAAGAAGAAGUUGAAGAUGAGGAGGAGGAUUACUCUUGUUCGGACCAAAUUCGGCAAAUGGAACGCCGUGCUCAAGAUAUGGAAGGGAAAUACCCAGCUCUGGCCGGUCCUAGAAUUCCAACACUACAAAGAUCCGACGCUUUUUGGAAAAUAACGCCUCCCGAAGGACAUAAUCUGUUCCGAAGUCUCAUCAAUGGCUUCAUAUCCCUACCUAAUGCCCUUAUGAGCGUGGAGGAAGACAUAAUCCAAACGCUGCAAUAUCCCGUCAAAAAGGAAGAUCUAUAUUUCGAGCUAGGGCAACGAGAAUCGGAAAUACAAGCCAUUGUAGCCUCCCAUUGUGGACUGCCGAGUCCCGAUCGUGUGUUCGUCUCCAAUCCUACCACAGGAGAGACUUGGCAUCACGGCCGUUUCAAUCUUUGUAUCCCUGUGUAUGUUGCUAAUCCAGGGAGUGAAGAACCAGCACCACUAGCAUUUAAGCUCCCAUUACCGUAUAUGGUUGGCGAGGAAGAAUUUCCUGGAAACGCAGAAGAGAAGUUACGAACAGAGGCAGCAACUCAUAUUUGGGUCAGUGAAAAUUGCCCAGAUAUUCCGCUCCCAAAACUCUACGGGUUUGGGCUUCCAGGAGGACUCAGUGUACGUAUCGAGUAUAUCCUGCACGAUAUUCCUGGUGUUGAAUAACUCACUAACAAGCAGAUUUCUUGAUUCAUAAAAGUACUUCAAGCCAGAGUGUGUUACAAUAUGGCAACGCAUAAAGACUUAUGCAUACCGUAUCUUCCACCGUCUCUUCCUUGGUAACUCAGAUUUCAGUCAAUAUAUUCCCCAGAAUCGCACUGCGCUUCUGAACCAUGGGUAUAUGUUAACUGAAAGGAUCAUGAUCAAUGAUGAGUUAAGGCCGUUACCCGACAGACUUGGAAUGCGCCAUAACGACCUUCAGCUACAUUACGAGAAGUUUCUUCAGAAAUCGAAGACGCAAAAUCUGUACCGCAGUUUUGCGAAGGCCAUGAUGUCACUCGCAAAUAUUCCACAGCAACGAAUUGGCUCCUGGACUAUUGACAAUAAUGGCCGACUAUCGUUAUCUAAUCGCCCCCUAUUUUCUCGUAUUAGCCGGUUUGAGAAUCUAGGAAUUCCGAGUGGUAUUCCGCGCGACACCACCUACAACAAUACGGAUAGCUUCUACAACGACUGUAUUGGUAUACAUGACAACCGUAUUGACUACCAAAAGAAUAUUUUACCCGACGAGGUAGCCGCUUUUGAGACUGUUUCUACCAUAGUUUUCAUGAGAUCCAUAUUACCUCAAGUGAUGGAUAAUACCCUCCGCCAUGGUCCGUUCGUCAUGCAACUAGGAAGCAUGCCUGUUCAAAAUAUCCUGGUUGACGAAGAGUGGAAUAUCAAACAAUUCAUCGAGGUUCAAUCUAUAUGCUCUUUACCUAUAGAACUGAUGUUACCACCUUCCUGGAUAACUGGAAAGGAUAUCGACAAAUUGCUGUCUACAGAAGAUGACCGGCUCCAAAUAUGCUAUAGGCAAUUUGCCCAUACACUCCGGCACGAAGAGGCCAAGCGACCUUUACUCCCAAACGGGAAACUUCACUCCGACACUCUUAUUGACGGGCUGCAUUCCUCAAAGUUCUGGCUUCUCCAGGCAUUACAAUCCUCGGGGAACCCACUACACACCUUUAAACGUGUAAAAGGCUAUGGAGACAACUAUGCGGGGAAGGGCAAGCCGCUUGCAGCAGCGGCAUUCAGGCCUCAGAUUUAUGACUAUCUGAAGUACAAGAUCUCGUCAUACGUCGACUACCGGAAAGACGUGCAGAAACUAUUCAACGGUGAGUAUGGGCGAGUGUAUGACGAAGAAGAGCUUGAUUAUAUCCGACGUCGGCCUAUCGUACCCGAAAGAAGGUAGUGAAAACAGGUUAUGGUUCGA
Molecule: messenger RNA, 1975 nt
Organism: Trichophyton rubrum CBS 118892
Lineage: Eukaryota; Fungi; Ascomycota; Eurotiomycetes; Onygenales; Arthrodermataceae
Exons: 1
Coding region: 908-1954 (348 amino acids)
Source: RefSeq, a predicted model, not a curated record